Molecule: messenger RNA, 804 nt
Organism: Effrenium voratum
Lineage: Eukaryota; Dinophyceae; Suessiales; Symbiodiniaceae
Source: the annotation of a GenBank genome assembly
GACUCCGCCAUGGCGGUGCUGCCCGCGGGCUGCGCUGGCACCGAGAAUGGCGAGCCCAUCUUCCUCUUUGGAGUUUUUGAUGGCCACGGGCGUCUGGGUCAUGAGGCCUCCGGGAUUGCCGCGACGCGAAUGCCCGGGCACUUGAGCAACUCGUCCACGCAUCCGACCGAGAACCCCAAAAAGGCCUUGGAGGGAGCUUUCCGGAACACGGAUGAUGACAUUUUUGCAAAAAUGGGAUCUGACGUGGAGUACAGCGGCUCCACUGGCGUCGUUGCCAUGAUGGAAACAGGCAAGCGCUUGCUGACGCUGGCGAACGUAGGCGAUUCCCGGGCUGUGUUGGGGCGCCUCGAGGGCUCCAAGUGGUCGGCCGUGGCCCUCACUACGGACCUCAAGCCCGAACUGCCCGAGGAGAAAGAGCGGAUAGAGCUCAGCGGAGGCUUCGUUUGCCAAUUUCGGGACGAAGUCGGGGUUGAGGCCGGCCCCUUCCGCGUCUGGGAUGGGCCGCAGUGUGAAAAACCUGGCCUUGCCGUGUCUCGCAGCUUGGGGGAUGGAGCUGCCCGAGCCCUCGGCGUGAUUGCGAGCCCCGUGGUGACCAAUCACCAGCUGCAGGCCCAGGACAGAUUUAUCAUUAUAGCGACGGACGGUCUCUGGGAUUCUCUUUCGAACGACGAGGCUGUUCGGAUUGUCGCGAAGUUCCAGAACAUGCCCGCCAUCGCUUUGAAAGCCUUGACAGAGGCAGUGCGGAGGGCAGAAGGUGAUGAGCUGGUGGACGACACAACGAUCCUCCUGAUCCGUUUCCCUUGA